AUGCCCGUAACUAAUCAAGGUGUAACACAACUUACACCUGACACCACCUCGACGUCGUCUGCUACCGGCAACUACUUGAAUAAGUCGUCUCCCUCUCUGCAGACUCUUCAAGCUGGUCUAGCUCUCUUUGCUGUUGCUGUGAUUGCACGGUUUUGCGUUUUACAACUGUACUUAUGGUUGCGACAAAUGCGCGGCUUGGAUCAACAGAACCUUCCUGCUAGAUCUAUCAUCUCGUCUUUCUCACAGCCUCGACGACUAUUGCAGUCGCGGCCUAUCUGGACAAUGGAUGAGAAGGACACCACACCACUGGGGCAUCGGGGAGAUAUCGAUGUGGAAAGUGGCCUACAAGUCAGCUCUGCAGAGAAGAACUUGGUCAUCAACCCCAACUGGCAAAGUGCAGACAAUGCCAUGUCCAAACACAUCAUAUCGCGACCACCUCCGGCACCACCUUUGACUCCUCCUGAGUUGAGCACGGCUGUUUUUACUUUUGAAGGUCGUGCCCGACCUGGUGACGAUAGUUUCAUCCAUCAGCCAAACCCUGAUUACAUGUCUUCAACUGCAGACGCUGUCCUUCCCCCUAGCGCAGGAACAGCCUCAGUCACCCGUCGGCGCUCAUACAACAAAACUCUUCCUAUCGGAGUCCCCGUUUCCCAAUCACAAGACAUAUCAGAUGCUGCCGAUCUCGUCUUGUCGCCCAGCUCCUAUCCAUCUGCCAGUCCGUUUUUACCACCGGCUCCACCAAACGCAGGAACCACGGAGAUCGGCGUCCAGGGCGAGAUCAUUGGUGUUCUUGAUACCGAGGGUGCCGGCUGGACGAGACAUACACGUGUGUACGGGGGCGGAGUCUGCCUUGCUUGUGCAGCCUCGGGCGGGAAUCACGGUGGUGGUUUCUACGGAGCAACUGUCCGGCCAGAGGAAAUGCGAUGA
This is a messenger RNA of Fusarium poae, 927 nucleotides long. RefSeq lists its product as uncharacterized. The transcript has a single exon. The record is from RefSeq and is a predicted model, not a curated record. NCBI's taxonomy places the organism in Eukaryota, Fungi, Ascomycota, Sordariomycetes, Hypocreales, Nectriaceae. The coding region runs from base 1 to 927 and encodes 308 amino acids.